This is a messenger RNA of Meyerozyma guilliermondii ATCC 6260, 1488 nucleotides long. RefSeq lists its product as uncharacterized. Gene Ontology annotation, molecular function: GTPase activator activity. The transcript has a single exon. The record is from RefSeq and is a predicted model, not a curated record. NCBI's taxonomy places the organism in Eukaryota, Fungi, Ascomycota, Pichiomycetes, Serinales, Debaryomycetaceae. Bases 1 to 1488 code for a protein of 495 amino acids. Gene Ontology annotation, biological process: intracellular protein transport; activation of GTPase activity.
AUGCUGCACAAUGCAACCAUAGCGAAUGUUUUACAUACCAUAGACGUAUACAAAGGCAGUGUGGCCAACUUUAGAAAAGGAGUGGUAGAAAAUGAUUACAUUCCACAAAAAUGCCGUUAUUUUUCGAGAACUUUAGUGUGGAAGACGUUCCUCAUCACCGGUAAUUUGAAAAUACUGACGUGGUUAAAGCUGUUGGAAAGCUCUAGGGUAGUCUACCAUGAACUCACAAAGCGUACUGACAUGCUUGUACCGUGGUGGAAACUAGAAAAAGACAGUGUGUACUUUCAAACUGAGUCUGUGUCUCGCAAGACCAGUUUACGGAGACGAGGCUCCUCACGAAUUCUGCGAGGACCAAGCAUUAAGAAGCCUUUAGAACGUGUGAAAAUAGAGAACAAGGAGUCUCCGUUGAGCGCUCAACCUUCAAGUCCUCUGGGCGAAGCUGAUCAUGUGGAGGACUAUCUAGAGACGAUCAUCAUGGAUGUCGAACGAUUAUUUCCUGGUGAAGAAUUCUUUAAUGCAUCGACACCUGUGGCAUUAAAAGCCAAGCGAAGCCUCAUUGAAAUACUUUAUAUUUUCUCGAAAUGUAAUCCCCAUGUGGGUUACAAACAAGGCUUCCAUGAAAUCUUUGGUUUGAUCUACAUGAACUUGUACAAAGAAGCAAUCGAGAUCCCCAAUACUAACACCAUGACCAACGACGACUACGAAAUACUAUCUCUUUAUGACAUCAAUUACAUAUCGCAUGACUUGUUCACGAUUUUAAACAAGUUCCUUAUCCUGUCCGGCAUCACAACCAGAUUCUUCCAAGACGAAGCAAACCUUUGGCGGUCUAUUGAACAAUUCAAUGCUAACCUAAUGAAAAUUGACCAGCUUAUCCAUUACAAUUUGAUAAGUAAACUAAAAAUUCUGUCGGAGCUUUGGGCAAUUAGGUUCUUUCGACUUCUCCUCCUUCGUGAGCUUGGCAAUGAUCUACGGGUCACUAGCCUCUUGUGGGACAAAUUUGUGGUACUAGCGGGAAGCGACGCUGGCAUUAGUGCUCUCCCUGAUGUAGUCAUGUUUGUGGUUGUGGUCCUUCUUAUUCGCAUCAAAACUGACCUUAUCACUUGCGACUUUGGGGAAGCGCUUUCGUUGCUUUUGCAUUACCCUAUAAAGGAGCAACUUGAGUCUCCUGACGCAUUCAAGUUCAUAAAAAGCAUACACAAGAACGCCGUUGCUCUUUACGAAAUUCGAGCUAAUGACAAAAAGUUGUACCAAUACGGGAUUCAGUUGAAUGCAAGUGCCAACCCUAGUCUCAAGAUUACAAUGAGCUUUAGAGGUAACAGUGUCACCACCGGAAGCCCACGCAAUAGCGACGAUUCUUCUUCGGUUUCUAGAUCUGCUUCCAAAAGUCCUCAGCAAUCGCCGCAAGACUUGCGAGCAGAGAAACUCGCAUUUGAAAAACUCCGCCUCGAAAUGAGAUUGAAGAAGAAGGCACAACUGAUCAUGAAGUAA